This is a messenger RNA of Fomitopsis serialis, 1828 nucleotides long. RefSeq lists its product as uncharacterized. The transcript is spliced from 5 exons. The coding region runs from base 85 to 1677 and encodes 530 amino acids. Lineage: Eukaryota; Fungi; Basidiomycota; Agaricomycetes; Polyporales; Fomitopsidaceae. The record is from RefSeq and is a predicted model, not a curated record.
CUACCGUUCGUCCGUCGCGAGGUAGCUAGCCCACACCCAUUGGUUUCGAACAGUCUACGCCGCGACCGCGCUACCUAUCAAUUCAUGUCCUCGGCCCCCACGCCAGGCAGUAUUGUCGAUCUCCUGGGCGGGGAGGCCGCUCUUGCCAGCCUCUUGCGACAGCGGACCGAGUCUCAUCCACAACCACAACAUCAACCCAAUCAAGCUUUGCUGGCCAACCUCGGCUAUCUUUUGUCGAACAAUGCUCAGCUCUCUUUCAACCCGUCCGUCAGCCAGGGCACCCGCGGCGCACCGCAACCCUUCAAUGCCACUGGACACGGACAGUCUCGGAUGACGGGCCCUGAGAUGGGACAACUGCUUGUCGCGCUCCAGCAAGCGACACAACAAACAGCAGUAUCCGGUAUGUCCCAUCCGAACUCGCAGCCCCCGAGCCAGGCGACAACGCUCGACAAGCUAGCGGGUUCCUCGCCGGAUGACGAGAGGAUUCUUGUGAAUACUUUGGCAACUAGGGGACUGAAGGGGUGGUCUGUCAGACAGGCACUGGAAGCUUUGCAUGGUGUUAACAAUCACACUGGCGGGUCUUGGAAGGACUACUUCCUGGACAACUAUGACCGCUUGUCGCAGCGUGUUUCACUCUCAAACGAAGAAGAGGAAGACCCGGAGUCGUCACCGGUUGCGAUCUCAAGAGGGAGAACGAUGUCAAGAGGAGAUAGCUCUGGUAAUGGCCCUCCUACGUUGCACACAAGCCGACACUCGGCAUCCCGCCCGAGGCCAAAAAAGCAGCGCAGUCGAUCCCGGGGACGAUCGAACUCUCGUGUACGUCCGCAACAACGCGUACGCUUCUCCGAAUCACCGUCAAGGUCGCCCACACCCCCACCUCCUGCUGGUCCGUCUACAGGAAAUGGGAGGAGGUAUACGGAAGAGGAAGAGGAAUAUUUCAUCAAAUCGCUCAAACGGCAGCUACGCAAUAAUCCCUUUGUUACUUUCAAGAAGAUGGCACAGGUACUGGCGGAGAAGGCACCUGCCUGUGGCCGAUCAGUAGACUCAUGGAGAAGUCAUUUAACUAUGGGAAGACGCACCGACGUCGAUCGCAUGAUUGCUGAUGCCCGAGACAAACACAAGGGACGCAUGUGCGAAGAACUCUCAGUCGAACAUCACGGAGACGAUCAGUCGAGCGCGGAAGACGAGAGUAACGAGGAAAAGUCAGCGGGGACGCAUCACGGAAAGGGUAGGGAAAGCAGCCAGGCUUGUCUGCCGGAUGAAGAUCCUGAUACGGAAGAGGACAUCCCGAACAUGACCACGUCGGGGCAACUGUUGAGGAUGGCCGACUUUCGUAUGGCUGCCAGAUAUAUCGCCUCGAGAGGAGAUUGGGAUUCCGCCCUUCUAAACUCGCGAGGUGGGACGCUUUCGCACUGCAGGUAUUAUCCCCAACGGACUGCCAAAGCAUGGGCACAGGCAUACCUCAAUCACCGCACGGUUAUAGAUCAGAUGGUGCCGAAGUACAGGGCACGGUAUGCACAGUGCCAGGAGAGGCGGACCUCAUCGAAGGCUGGUGACGCGGGCACCACAACAGGCUCACCGUCAUUCCACGACGGGAGCAAGCGCAGCCAUCGGGAGGUCGACGGAGACGAUGGAGCGGUUUCUGCUACUGGAAAGCGUCCAAGAGAUUCAUAUUGAGAAUGGCUGCAUGGAUAUGCAAUGCACGCUCAUGUGCCGUAUCUUGGAAUGCCCCAAACUUCCAUUUAUGCAGGGCUUGUAUGAGCGAAUUCUAUGAAGUAUUUUAGUACUUACUGCACUCUUGUCCUCCUCGCAUAAUUCCGUGAAAGCC